UUUUAUCUUUCCCCUUUAUCCACCUCCCUCCCUCCCCCAUUGUGCGACGCUGCUCGGUGGUUCUGCCUCUGAUUAGUCUCAAGGCCGCUGGCACUCCGCCCCUAUCCCUACCCGUCGUCCACUGCUGAACGGCAAUUCCCCAACCCUAGCAUCGCAUCUUGAUUCACGCCCUAACGGUUGUAGUUUCUUUCUACUCGUUGAUUAAUAAGAUGUUAUCGUCAUUGGGAAUGAGUGUGAAUAGCAAUUGCUCUUACAAACCCUCUACUGGCACAAACGUUGAUGGGGAAUCAGUCCUGUUGAACCCCUCCACCGUUAAUUUCCCCCUGCUCAAGCUCCCCGCCGCUGCUAAAUUCAGCCAUGCCUCCAGAAGAUUCAGGAACCCUACUGCAGCGGCAUCUGGAGUAAUUGCAGCUGAAACGCCACUGGAAUCUGAGAAGCUUGGAGUGGUUGUGAAGCCAAUGGAGAAACCUCGGCUGGUGUUGAAGUUCAUUUGGAUGGAGAAAAACAUCGGGCUAGCCCUGGACCAAGUGAUUCCGGGAUAUGGAACCAUUCCUGUAAGUCCUUACUAUUUUUGGCCAAGAAAAGAUGCUUGGGAAGAGCUUAAGAUGAUGCUUGAAAGUAAGCCCUGGAUUUCUCAAAAACAGGUAAUUAUUCUUCUCAAUCAAGCCACUGAUAUUAUUAACUUAUGGCAGCAAAGUGGUGGUGAUUUACAGUAACUUCUUGUUGCUUAUUGCCUUUCAAGUUUUAUUUAGUAGACCUGAUAAUGUUCACAAAUUGAUACAGUAACUUCUUGGUUUAUCUGAAUGAUAUAAAUGACCGUUUUACCGUUCA
Messenger RNA from Cynara cardunculus var. scolymus (artichoke), 831 nucleotides. Its product is annotated as 30S ribosomal protein 3, chloroplastic-like. The record is from RefSeq and is a predicted model, not a curated record. Bases 210 to 716 code for a protein of 168 amino acids. Gene Ontology annotation, molecular function: structural constituent of ribosome. Gene Ontology annotation, cellular component: ribosome. Lineage: Eukaryota; Viridiplantae; Streptophyta; Magnoliopsida; Asterales; Asteraceae. The transcript has 3 exons. Gene Ontology annotation, biological process: translation.